AUGAAACAAGCUGUUAGAUUUCAUCAAGCAUUCACUUUUUUAAUACCCACUGUGCGCCACUCAACAUUAAUUUCAUCAGAUACGACAUCAAAAGAAAAUGCAGAACAUCGUCAUCGACUUGCUACAACAAAAAAAAUACGUCUACUAGGUUUACAGAGCAAUCAAGCUCGCCAAGCACUUGCAAUCUACGAUGAUUAUGUAUAUCGUCAAAAAAAAUUACCUGAUUUACGUAUGUUUGCAGUUGCUAUCAACUGUGCAAUGGUUGCUGAAGAUUUAGUCAAAGGCCGUGAAAUCCAUCAAUUUAUUGAACAUCAUUUCCCGCAUUUGAAAGAUAAUCUUAUGUUGAAGCAGCAACUUCGUUAUUUUUAUAUCAAAUGUAACGAUAAACUAUCAGCUGAUAAACUUUUUCAAAAACCAUCAACAAUAACAGAAACAUCAGCAAAAACAUGA
This is a messenger RNA of Rotaria socialis, 450 nucleotides long. The record is from the annotation of a GenBank genome assembly. NCBI's taxonomy places the organism in Eukaryota, Metazoa, Rotifera, Eurotatoria, Philodinida, Philodinidae.